AUCGAAGGUGAAUGUCGUAGAAACCACAAUCCCUAGCAAACAAGACCAGAGGUAGAGCGAGCUUUGAAGCUGAAUGCUGGUGGUGCCGUUUUGCCGUUAUUGUAUCAGAGACAAGAACUUGGAGUCGCACCACUGACCAGUUUCCGUCGUCAGUCGCCGGAAACAGAUUUUGAACAAUGGCUCAACCAAACUUGUCUAAAAAAUUUGAUGACUACGACGACGACGAUGAUGAUGAUGAUCAGCCGAUAACUUUCAAAAGAUUCGCUAAGAAGAGUCCGUUGCAUUCUGAAGUAAAGAAAGCAACUUCUAACAGUCAUGGAGGACAGUCAAAUGGAAAGAUUACUGAUGUCCAUUCUUCAAAUGGCCAAACUUCUAAGCCGUCACCCAUGAAACCUUGUGCAGGAAUCGCAAAACAAUCGAAUUCGCCUUCAUUAGGGGAUAAACCAAAUAUUGUUAAUGUGAAGAAUGAAACGAAACCUAUCGAACACUCUAGUAAAGGUUAUUGUGAAGAUUCAGAGGAUGACGAUGAUGAUAAACCAUUGAGUUCUAAGUGGAAGAUCAAAUCUAAUCAUGAUAACAAAGUUGUAGCUCCUGUUGUUAUCAAGAAAUCUUCUCAAGACUCGGAUGAUGAUGAUGAUGAUGUCCCUCUGUCAGCAAAGUUCUUACGGAAACCUAAUUCGAGAACAUCCGAUAAGAAGCCUGUUUCAAAAGUUCAGAAAGAGCGGCAAAAUGGUUCCAGCACUAGUAGUAAACAGCAAAAGUCAUCUACACUACCAGUUAAGAGAGAACUAGAAAAUUGUGAUUCCGUGCACUCUUCGGUUAAGAAAUCAAAGGUCUCGGAUUCAGCUGCUUCAAUCAAAACUAAGCAAGUUUCUGUCAAGUGUGAGCUUAAGGCUAAGGAGGAAGAAGAUGACGAUGAUGAUAAACUUCCCAUUUCCCACUCUUCAGUUAAGAAGCCAAAGGUCUCAGAUUCAGCUGGUUCAAUCAAAACUAAGCAAGUCUCUGUCAAGUGUGAGAUUAAGGCUAAGGAGGAAGAAGAUGACGAUGAUGAUGAACUUCCCAUUUCCCACAGAUUCAAGAAGUCACCAAAAUUAACCGAUAAACCAUCUUCCACUAAGAAGAUAUCGACAAAAGUUACUAAAGUGAAUAAGUCUGGUUCAACAUCUUUUAAGAAACAGACCAAGAGCAAACAGACCAAGAACAAGUCUAAACGAUCAGGCAGAGACUCGGAAUAUUCCAUAUCUUCAACACUUCUUCCUAGCUCUGGUGAUGGGCAGAAAAAAUGGACUACGUUGGUUCACAAUGGUGUCAUUUUCCCUCCUCCUUACCAGCCCCAUGGAGUAAAAAUUCUUUAUAAGGGGAAGCCUGUUGAUUUGACUCCUGAGCAAGAGGAGGUUGCUACAAUGUAUGCAGUUAUGCGAGAUACAGAUUACAUGCAGAAAGAUAAGUUCAAGGAGAAUUUCUGGAAUGACUGGCGAGAGGUGCUAGGAAGAAAGCAUGUAAUUCAGAACUUGAAAGAUUGUGACUUCACCCCAAUCUAUGACUGGCACGAAAUUGAAAAGGAAAAGAAGAAACAAAUGACUACAGAAGAGAAGAAAGCUCUGAAAGAAGAAAAGAUGAAGCAAGAGGAGAAAUACACGUGGGCUAUUGUCGAUGGUGUUAAAGAGAAGGUUGGAAAUUUCAGAGUUGAACCUCCAGGAUUGUUCCGUGGCCGUGGAGAGCAUCCCAAGAUGGGAAAAUUGAAAAAACGCAUUCAUCCAAGUGACAUCACAAUUAAUAUUGGAAAGGAUGCACCAAUUCCUGAAUGUCCCAUUCCGGGUGAAUGCUGGAAGGAUAUAAGACACGACAAUACAGUUACAUGGUUAUGCUAUUGGAAUGACCCAAUUAAUUCAAAGCUAUUCAAGUAUGUGUUUCUGGCAGCUAGUAGUUCCUUGAAGGGUCAAAGUGACAAGGAAAAGUACGAGAAGGCUAGGUUGUUGAAGGAUUAUAUAGAGAACAUCAGGGCUGCCUACACGAAAGAUUUUACGAGUAAGGAUAUUACAAAGCAGCAGAUAGCUGUUGCUACUUAUCUUAUUGAUAAACUGGCUCUGAGGGCUGGUAAUGAGAAGGAUGACGAUGAAGCUGAUACUGUUGGCUGCUGCACAUUAAAAGUAGAGAAUGUGACAAGAGAAGCCCCCAACAAAUUGAUGUUUAACUUCCUUGGUAAAGAUUCAAUCAAGUAUGAAAAUACAGUUGAGGUUGAACUUCCUGUUUAUAAUGCAAUUUUGAAGUUCCAAAAAGAUAAAAGCCCUGGUGAAAGUCUCUUUGAUAUGCUGGAUACAAAUAAAUUAAAUACUCAUCUGAAGGAACUCAUGCCCGGCUUAACAGCAAAAGUCUUCCGUACAUUCAAUGCAUCUAUCACAUUAGAUGAUAAGUUGAAUAAGGACACUAAAGAUGGUGAUGUUGCAGAAAAGAUUGUUGUUUAUAAUCAUGCAAAUAAAGAGGUUGCAAUUAUCUGUAAUCAUCAACGGAGUGUUUCAAAAUCUCACAGUCAACAAAUGACAAAAUUAAAUGAGAAAAUCGACGAACUUCAGGCUGAUCUGAAGGAGCUGAAAGUAGAUUUGGACAGGGCAAGGAAAGGAAAACCCCCUACAAAGAGUUCAGAUGGAAAAAGCAAACGGAACUUAACUCCCGAAGCGUUAGAGAAAAAGAUAACUCAAACCAAUGCAAAAAUUGAGAAAAUGCAACGUGAUAUGAGGACAAAAGAAGAUCUUAAAACUGUAGCAUUAGGCACAUCCAAGAUAAACUACCUCGACCCCAGGAUUACAGUUGCCUGGUGCAAGCGGCACGAGGUUCCCAUUGAAAAGAUGUUCACCAAAUCUCUGCUGGCAAAAUUUGCUUGGGCAAUGGACGUGGACCCUGACUUUAGAUUCUGAGAUCUGUAGAAUGGUGGCAUGCUGAGAAGAUGGGUUGCAAAAGUUUUUUUUUUUUUUGACUAACUUUCUAUAAACAAAAUUAAUUGUUCCCUGUUUUGUGGAGUCUAGCAGAAAUCAAUGUUGUAAGUUGAUCUAAUCUAAUUAAGGGGCAAGUUGACCCCUUUCCUUUGAACUGUUUACUGCCUAAACAGUCAACAAUUCAUAGUUACAAUUUUAAUGCCAUACCCAUUGCCAAAUGUGGAAAAUGAGGUCAAGUUUUGUGUUGUCA
This is a messenger RNA of Medicago truncatula (barrel medic), 3183 nucleotides long. RefSeq names its product DNA topoisomerase 1 alpha. Lineage: Eukaryota; Viridiplantae; Streptophyta; Magnoliopsida; Fabales; Fabaceae. Gene Ontology annotation, cellular component: nucleolus; chromosome. The transcript is spliced from 16 exons. The coding region runs from base 177 to 2915 and encodes 912 amino acids. The record is from RefSeq and is a predicted model, not a curated record. Gene Ontology annotation, biological process: DNA topological change; chromosome segregation; DNA replication. Gene Ontology annotation, molecular function: DNA topoisomerase type I (single strand cut, ATP-independent) activity; DNA binding.